Messenger RNA from Haliotis rufescens (red abalone), 1555 nucleotides. RefSeq names its product 39S ribosomal protein L13, mitochondrial-like. Lineage: Eukaryota; Metazoa; Mollusca; Gastropoda; Lepetellida; Haliotidae. Gene Ontology annotation, cellular component: ribosome; mitochondrial large ribosomal subunit. The transcript has 7 exons. The coding region runs from base 132 to 692 and encodes 186 amino acids. Gene Ontology annotation, biological process: translation; negative regulation of translation. Gene Ontology annotation, molecular function: mRNA binding; structural constituent of ribosome. The record is from RefSeq and is a predicted model, not a curated record.
UAUUAUUCAAGAAGAAUGCCAAUUUCAAACCAGCUAUAUGUACCCCAAUGACUUCCCCCCAGUUUACCGGAAGUUGAUAACGCGCCACAGCACAGCAAGGCAUGGUCUGAAUUUUCAGAAAUUAUCCGUAAAUGGCAAACAACAGAGUAUUGCAAUGGGCAACGUUUGCUCGCACAUGGUGGAUAUAUGAUGCUAACUGCCAGUGCCCCCUCAAGUCAGCCAAAGUCCUGGUGCCCCAUCUCCAGGGGAAGCACAAGCCGAUAUAUCACCCACUGAGUGAUAUCGGUGACCAUGUUGUUGUCAUUAACACAAAGCACAUCGCCAUGAAGGGAGACUACUGGAGGAAGUGGCGGUAUCAUCAUCACACAGGGCAUGGGGGCGGCUACACUGCCACGUCAGCAUGGAGACUACACCAGCUGGAUGCCACAAAGGUCGUGUACAAAGCUGUGUACAGCCGUCUCCCCGGCAACCUGCUCAGACACACCCUGAUGAGGAGACUGCAUCUUUUUGAAGAGGAGAAUGUCCCUGAGGAGAUCCUGGCAAAUGUUACCGGUCAGAUCCGUCAAGUGAUGCCGGUGCCAAAACGAUAUGAUGAAUACACAGAGGAGGAAAGGAGAACAUUCCCAAGACUGUUUGACUGGCCUGAAGAUCAUGUACUGGACCUCGGCAAGAAGAAGAAUGACCCAGUGUAGUGGGAGCUGUCAUGUAGGAUAUAACUACAAGGAAAUGUGGACACCUUGCGGCUGAAACAUGGAUACAGAUCCCCUUGGUCCGUCUGAGUGUCUAGUGGGGUGUGGACGUAUGCAGCAUAUAUGACACAUUGAUUGUGACUGUGAUAACCCCUCUGAAAACAUGUGGACCUUGUGUGGAAUCUUAUAUGUCAUAUUCAUGUGCGUGUUUGUGUGUAGAAAUAACUGAGAAACUGUAUGUGUGUUAUAGUAAAUAAACCAGAUGUUGACAUGUUACAAGAAGCUGUGUGUGUGUUAUAGGAAAUAAACCAGCUGUUUACAAGGCGUCCUUGCAAGAAGCUGUAUAUGUGUUAUAGGAAAUAAAACAGCUGUUUACAAGGCGUCCUUGCAAGAAGCUGUAUGUGUGUUAUAGGAAAUAAAACGGCUGUUUGCAAGGCGUCCUUGCAAGAAGCUGUGUGUGUGUUAUAGGAAAUAAACCAGAUGUUGACAUGUUACAAGAAGCUGUGUGUGUUAUAGGAAAUAAAACAAUUGUUUACAAGGCAUCCUUGCAAGAAGCUGUGUGUGUGUUAUAGGAAAUAAACCAGAUGUUGACAUGUUACAAGAAGCUGUGUGUGUUAUAGGAAAUAAAACAAUUGUUUACAAGGCAUCCUUGCAAGAAGCUGUGUGUGUGUUAUAGGAAAUAAACCAGCUGUUUACAAGGCGUCUUUGCAAGAAGCUGUAUGUGUGUUAUAGGAAAUAAACUAGCUGUUUACGAAGCGUUCUUGCAAGAAGCUGUAUGUGUGUUAUAGGAAAUAAAACAGCUGUUCACAAGGCGUCCUUGCUAGAAGCUGUGUUUGUGUUAUAGGAAAUAAAACAUGUUUACAAGG